Symbiodinium natans is the source of this 807-nucleotide messenger RNA. Lineage: Eukaryota; Dinophyceae; Suessiales; Symbiodiniaceae. The record is from the annotation of a GenBank genome assembly.
AUGUCAAAGGAGCGAUGGGGCCAGCCACGGAUUUACUGUGUGAACGAGUACGAUCCGAAGGCAGAGCCCGUCAACGAUCUUCCCAUCCUUGCCCAGCGUCAAGGCGCCAUCUCAUACAUCAAACAUGAGGACUUUCUCGAGAUGCUGGAUCCGUCCUGGUAUCUGAAGGACAAGUCUGUCGCCAAUGUGCUUGCUGUUCUCAAACGUACCAAUGUCAUCUUGAACACGAAAACCUUCUUGUAUGUCCGGCCUGCCGGCGAAGAGGAAGUCCCCGUUCUUCGCAUUCCACUCGAUGACAAAACCGACUUGCUCCACAGCGAGUCUCGUGCCAUCUACGAUCGUCAUCGCAAGGGUGGGACCGACCUCCCCAGUGAUUUCGAUGAGAAGGUAGCAUGGGAAGAGGCUUGGAUGGACAAGGUCAUGAAGGGAGACCUCAACAACUUGAAGUACCGAGCAACCGUCGCCUCGAGUCCGGUAUCUCCUUUGCCCAAGAAGGUCAAAGUCGAACCCGGUGUCUUCCCGAAACUGUCAGCCAUGUCUGGGGUCACAGUGAAGAUUGACUCGUCGUCGGAUGAGGAAGCACCGAAUCUUACACAAGAUCUGGAGCAGCUCAUGGAAGAAACAGGAGACCAGGAAGAUGAGACAUGUGCUGGAGACCUAGAUUUCCAUGAGAAGGCAAACCAGGCAGCUGAGGAGUACGCUCACUUCAUGCAGGAUGCCGAGCAUGCUCCCGAGCAGGGCCCGGUUUUGGACGAGAAGGAUCAGGAGGAGGAGGAUGGAAUGGACAUCGCAGAGGAGGCGGAGUGA